CUAAGCAGUAAAUGUAGCUGUAGCACUAUGCAACCACAACUGGAUGAAUUUCAAGAUCCUAGUCGGACCACAGUUUGCGCAGUCGGUUCGACUCACGCACUAAAGCUUGCCCGGAAAUGUUUACUUACCGGCAAGAUUAUAGCGCUGCCCACCGAUACGGUUUAUGGGCUCGCAUGCGAUGCUAAUAAUGAAAAUGCCAUUCAGCGGCUUUACGAGGUCAAGGGAAGGGAUGAGCACAAACCGGUAGCCAUUUGUGUAAAGGACAUUGCAGCUUUGCGUCGCUAUGGUGAGGCCUCGCAUCUCAGGAAUGAGCUUCUGACAAGUCUGCUUCCUGGACCCUUAACAAUUGUGAUCGAGCGCACGGCACAUCUAAGCAAUCGAUUUCUUAAUCCUAGCACAUCUAAAAUAGGCAUACGGAUACCUGAUUUUACGUUUAUACGUGAUUUGUGCGCGACUUGGCACGAGCAGCCAUUAGCGUUGACUAGUGCAAAUCAGUCUGGUGCACCCAGUAGUCUUCGUGUUUCGGAGUUUCAGGAGCUGUGGCCUCGCUUGGGUGCUGUUUUCGACGCUGGGGAAAUCGGCAAGACAGAAGAGCGACGGCUGGCCUCGACUGUGGUUGACUUAGCAACUCCCGGACAGUACAAGAUUGUACGCGCGGGCGUAGCACUCAAACAGACAUUGCAAGUGCUUCAUGACUAUGGAUAUAAAGCCAGCAAUAGCUGAAAUAAAUAGUUGACAGCCAAUUUGUUA
Molecule: messenger RNA, 750 nt
Organism: Scaptodrosophila lebanonensis
Lineage: Eukaryota; Metazoa; Arthropoda; Insecta; Diptera; Drosophilidae
Gene: Tcs1
Product: yrdC domain-containing protein, mitochondrial
Exons: 1
Coding region: 28-723 (231 amino acids)
Biological process (GO): regulation of translational fidelity
Cellular component (GO): cytoplasm
Molecular function (GO): double-stranded RNA binding; tRNA binding; nucleotidyltransferase activity
Source: RefSeq, a predicted model, not a curated record